AUGGUUCUCGAUACUCUUCUCCCGGCCGUCCAAGCCGGCGUCGCAGAAGUCGAUUCCGCUGCCGUCACGGCAAGUUGGUCAUUCGUGCGCAGUUUUGGGAAUAUAUGGGGCGUGGCAAUUCCAAGUGCAGUUCUUAAUAUAUAUAGUACUCGUUAUGCUGACGAAAUUAUUACUGAUCCCACGGCGAUAUUAGCGCUGCAAAAUGGAAAUGUGUAUUCGAGUGCGACGCGCGAGUUUAUAGAAUCGUUUUCUGAGCCGACGAGGAGUCAGAUUAUUGGUGUUUUUACAAAGGCGCUAAGUAAAGUUUUCUUGGUUGGAAUGGUAUUUCCGAUUUUGGCGUUUCUUUUGUCGUUUUGGGAGAGAGAGGUGAAGUUGAGGAAGGUUUUGGAGACGGAGUUUGGACUUGAGGGGAGGGUGGAGGGGAAACGGGAUGGGAAGUAA
Messenger RNA from Botrytis deweyae, 441 nucleotides. RefSeq lists its product as uncharacterized. NCBI's taxonomy places the organism in Eukaryota, Fungi, Ascomycota, Leotiomycetes, Helotiales, Sclerotiniaceae. The transcript has a single exon. The coding region runs from base 1 to 441 and encodes 146 amino acids. Gene Ontology annotation, biological process: transmembrane transport. The record is from RefSeq and is a predicted model, not a curated record. Gene Ontology annotation, molecular function: transmembrane transporter activity.